Molecule: messenger RNA, 1865 nt
Organism: Spirometra erinaceieuropaei
Lineage: Eukaryota; Metazoa; Platyhelminthes; Cestoda; Diphyllobothriidea; Diphyllobothriidae
Source: the annotation of a GenBank genome assembly
AUGAACCAGCUUAAACGUUUAGGAAGCGUCGGGGGCUACGGUCUUGGACUUCUAGGGGGUCUUGGCUUGACUGCUUUUGGGAUUCAGCAGUCAUUGUUUACGGGUUUGACUUAUUGUUCACUGUUACACAGGUUUAGUCGAUGGUGGUCAUAGAGGUAUUAUGUUUAGUCGGAUCGGAGGUGUGAAACCGGACAUUUACCCCGAAGGUCUUCAUUUUAGGUACCUCUUUAUUCCGUCGUACUUAUUUUAUUUUACAGAAUCCCCUGGUUCCAGUAUCCUAUCAUUUAUGAUAUCCGGUCCAGGCCGCACAAGAUCACGUCGCCAACGGGGAGCAAAGGUCUGUUCAUAAUAGAUAUGCUUCCGGCUUUAAAUUCUGAAGCAUCCUUGCUUCGCAGAACGUAGACACUUGUUUUCAGCCAACUCAUAUCUUGACAUACUUUCCGAAAUAUUACGCGCAAAUCACCACCAUUCUAAUCAAACACGACAGCCGGUCACUUUUCGUAAUGCAGUCGCACAAGCCUUUCGGAAAGGCGCUACAUCACAGCCUAUAAGAUGGCAGAACUAAGGUGUACUGCUCUUGCCCACAUUACCUCGACGUAUUUUCUGUUUACUGUUACUCUUCGCGUUGUUAUCGUCUCAGUUCUGGGAGAGGGAGGGAUUAGCCAUCGCCUGAUGGCCCGGUACACGAACUUCCACGCAUAUUUUGCCCUCCAAAUAUACUGUUGCUGUUUGCUUGCGAAAGUUUGAUUUAGCUUCGAGCCGGCGCCGGCAGGACUUUUGCGUGAAGAUUCGCCCCGACAUGACAAUCCUGCGGCGAACCUGAGUUGUCAUAAUCUUGCAGUGUCUGCUGCGUAAACCUCAACUUGACUAAGCAUGUAGUAAGGUGUAGGUGGACUAUGGCAGCUAACUUGGCAUUUCAGCAUUUUUUAGAUCCCUCACCGUCUUGCUUUUCCUGCAUUCUAUUCGCUCUAACGUAUUCCUGUAGACGCCUUUUGUACGACUGAGCCAUUUCCUUUUUAGACCUGCAGACCAUUAAUCUGACACUUCGGGUACUAUCUCGUCCUGAGGUGUCAAAACUCCCGGAGAUUUACCGAACUCUCGGCACGGAUUACGAUGAUCGUGUCCUUCCCUCAAUUGUAAACGAGGUGCUUAAGGCUGUGGUCGCCAAAUUUAAUGCCAGUCAACUUAUCACUCAGCGUCAGCAGGUCUCUCUUCUGAUCCGUAAGCAGCUGGUUGACCGUGCUCGCGACUUCCACAUUGUUGUGGACGACGUCUCAAUAACUGAUUUGACCUUCUCCCAGGUCUACGCUGCAGCUGUCGAAGCAAAACAGGUACACUGGGGCUUUGUGUUGUUUUUUUCGUUUAGUUCUGCAACUGUCACCACCUUCCACCUCUGCCGUUUUUCCGUUUAUGACUGUAUUAUCUUGCGCUCGUUUCCCUUCCAAUCAUUUUUAUUAAACACAGAUUGCUCAACAAGAGGCACAAAGAGCUCAGUUCUUGGUCGAACGAGCGAAACAGGAGCGCCAACAGAAAAUUGUAAUGGCUGAUGGUGAAGCACAAGCAGCCAAACUGAUCGGUGACGCCUUACAAGCAAACCCCGGCUAUUUGAAGCUGAGGAAGAUAAAGGCCGCCGCCCAGAUUGCAAGGACUGUAAGUAGUUUUACUCGCUGCCUGUUUGUAUGUCUUUGCCUUUAGUUCAGCGUGUUAUUUUCCUGUCCGAUACUAAUGACUCAACUGCCUUUUGUGCGGUUCUACAGCUCGCGCAAUCAUCUAACCGCGUCUUCUUGAAUGCGAACACUCUGCUCUUGAAUCUGGCUGAUCCUCAGUUCGAUGCCAGUGCGGAAAAAGUCCUCAAAAAGAAGUAA